GAAGUUAGUCGAGGUGGCAACCCUGUUAAAGGAAUCCAACGAGAGCGCCAUGUUUCUCGAAGCGAUAUUGCGAUUGGUCGAACGAAACGAGUUUCUUAAUCUCGAAACUCGUGCCGUUGCCCGCUCGUCGGCAUGCCUGCCGCAAAGGAGGCGAACCGUCACACAAAAGCAAGAUGGAGGAUCUCACAGUAGAAGUAUGCGGCGAAAACGGAGCAUAUUAUAAGGCCUUUGUCACCGAUGUCUUUGACGAAGAAGUUCUGGUAACUUUUGAAAAUGACUGGCAACCUGAGUCUAAAUUCCCUUUUGCUCAAGUACGAUUACCACCAAAGGAUGGUAUUAAAGCAGAUUUUCAAGAGAACCAAGAGAUUGAAGUAUUUUCUAGAUCGAAUGAGCAAGAAGCGUGGGGGUGGUGGAAAGCCCUUAUCAAGAUGAUCAAAGGAGGUUUUCUAGUAGUUGAAUACUUGGGAUGGGAUUAUACUUAUACAGAAAUUAUAAGUAAUGAACGGCUAAGAGUAAAAAAUCUCAAUCCCCCAAUUGACAAAAAUACAUUUCACAAGAUCGAAAUUGAAGUACCUGAAGAUUUGAGAGAAUAUGCAAAAAUGGACAAUGCCCAUAAAGAAUUUCAAAAAGCUAUAGGGGCAGCAGUGUGUCGAUAUGUGCCUGAUCGAGGAGUACUGCUGGCCAUCUCCCGUAAUGAAAACAUACAUCGUCACAGUACCAUGCUCCAAGAAAUGCAUUUUCGUAAUUUAUCACAAAAGGUUCUGCUGUUGAAAAGAACAGAAGAAGCAGCUCGCCAACUCGAAUCUACAAAACUUCAAACGAUGGGAGGAUACACAGAUGAAUUUAAUGUUCGAGAAGACCUCAUGGGACUAGCUAUCGGUGCUCAUGGUGCAAAUAUACAACAAGCAAGAAAAGUAGAUGGAAUAACAAAUAUAGAAUUGGAAGAAAAUUCUUGCACAUUUAAAAUAUACGGAGAGACACAUGAAGCUGUCAAAAAAGCUCGUUCAAUGUUGGAAUAUAGCGAAGAGUCCAUUCAAGUUCCACGUGUACUGGUUGGAAAAGUGAUUGGAAAAAAUGGUCGCAUUAUUCAAGAAAUUGUGGACAAAAGUGGUGUAAUAACAACUGGCUCGAGUGGGAAUACUCAUACUGAUAGAGUACGAGUGAAAAUAGAAGGCGACAACGAACCGCAACCGACGAUCCCGCGAGAAGAAGGCCAAGUACCUUUUGUCUUUGUUGGAACAGUUGAGAGCAUUGCGAAUGCUAAACUUUUAUUGGAGUAUCAUUUGGCACACCUAAAGGAAGUAGAACAGCUCCGACAAGAAAAACUAGAAAUUGAUCAGCAAUUAAGAAGCAUGCAUGGCUCAACAACUGGACCAAUGCCUAACUUUCCACCAACAAGGCGAGGAAUGGUUACCGGACCCGAAGAGGGUGGUAGUGGUCGUGGUGGACGUGGUGGCCAAUCUAGAGGACGGGGAAGGGGUAGGGCCCCUGCCAGACAUAAUGCCG
Polistes dominula (European paper wasp) is the source of this 1506-nucleotide messenger RNA. RefSeq names its product synaptic functional regulator FMR1 (gene Fmr1). Gene Ontology annotation, molecular function: mRNA 3'-UTR binding; translation regulator activity. The record is from RefSeq and is a predicted model, not a curated record. Gene Ontology annotation, biological process: positive regulation of translation; animal organ development; regulation of mRNA stability. Gene Ontology annotation, cellular component: nucleus; cytoplasmic stress granule; neuron projection. NCBI's taxonomy places the organism in Eukaryota, Metazoa, Arthropoda, Insecta, Hymenoptera, Vespidae.